UGGGUGACAUCCUAUAAGGUCAUGGUGAGCAAUGACAGCCAUACCUGGGUCACUGUUAAGAAUGGAUCUGGAGACAUGAUAUUUGAAGGAAACAGUGAGAAGGAGAUCCCUGUUCUCAACGAGCUGCCGGUCCCCAUGGUGGCCCGCUACAUCCGCAUAAACCCGCAGUCCUGGUUCGACAACGGGAGCAUCUGCAUGAGGAUGGAGAUCCUUGGCUGCCCGUUGCCCGAUCCUAAUAAUUAUUAUCACCGACGGAACGAAAUGACCACCACCGAUGACCUGGAUUUUAAGCACCACAACUAUAAGGAAAUGCGCCAGCUGAUGAAGGUUGUGAAUGAAAUGUGCCCCAAUAUCACCAGAAUUUACAACAUUGGCAAAAGCCACCAGGGCCUGAAGCUUUACGCCGUGGAGAUCUCUGACCACCCUGGGGAGCAUGAAGUUGGGGAGCCCGAGUUCCACUACAUUGCAGGAGCCCAUGGCAACGAGGUGCUGGGCCGGGAGCUGCUGCUGCUGCUCACGCAGUUCCUGUGUCAAGAAUACCUGGCCCGGAACAUGCGCAUCGUCCACCUGGUGGAGGAGACCCGGAUCCACAUCCUGCCCUCCCUCAACCCCGACGGCUAUGAGAAGGCCUACGAAGGGGGAUCAGAGCUGGGAGGCUGGUCCUUAGGACGCUGGACCCACGACGGGAUUGACAUCAACAACAACUUUCCUGAUUUAAACACACUGCUCUGGGAGGCAGAGGACAGGCAGAACGUCCCAAGGAAAGUUCCAAAUCACUACAUCGCAAUCCCUGAGUGGUUUCUGUCUGAAAAUGCCACGGUGGCUGUGGAGACCAGGGCAGUCAUAGCCUGGAUGGAAAAGAUCCCCUUCGUGCUGGGUGGCAACCUGCAGGGUGGCGAGCUGGUGGUGGCCUACCCCUACGACAUGGUGCGGUCACUGUGGAAGACCCAGGAGCACACGCCCACACCCGACGACCACGUGUUCCGCUGGCUGGCCUACUCCUACGCCUCCACACACCGCCUCAUGACAGAUGCCAGGAGGAGAGUGUGCCACACGGAGGACUUCCAGAAGGAAGAGGGGACUGUCAACGGGGCCUCCUGGCAUACCGUUGCCGGAAGUCUGAACGAUUUCAGCUACCUUCACACAAACUGCUUUGAGCUCUCCAUCUACGUGGGCUGUGAUAAAUACCCGCAUGAGAGCGAGCUGCCCGAGGAAUGGGAGAAUAAUCGGGAAUCUUUGAUCGUGUUCAUGGAACAGGUUCAUCGUGGCAUCAAAGGCAUGGUGACAGAUUUACACGGAAAAGGAAUUCCAAACGCCAUCAUCUCCGUAGAAGGUGUUAACCAUGACAUCCGAACAGCCAGCGACGGCGAUUACUGGCGCCUCCUGAACCCUGGAGAAUAUGUGGUUACAGCGAAGGCAGACGGCUUCACCACGUCCACCAAGAACUGUAUGGUUGGCUAUGACAUGGGGGCCACACGGUGUGAUUUCACGCUCAGCAAAACCAACCUGGCCAGGAUCAGAGAGAUCAUGGAGAAGUUUGGGAAGCAGCCAGUCAGCCUGCCAGCCAGGCGGCUGCGGGGGCGGAAGAGACGACAGCGCGGGUGACCCUCCCAGACACUUGAGACAUGUCCUGGGCCCAUGCAAAUUAAACCAGCCCUGGUAGUAGCUCCAUAGCGGACUCGCUCACUGUUGUUUUCUCUGUAAUUCAAGAAGCGUCUGGGUGUGUGCACUGCAAGGCUGGUCCUGAAGGGGAGUGCUGGAGGUUUAGGGUGUUUUCUUUUCUUUGUUUCCAUUUAUCCAAGUAACUUGUGCAGAGCAGCAGAGAAAGGCUGAUGGAAGUGAGAGAAUUUAGGAAGUCAACCUGGGAGGGAACCUGAGAGAGGGAAGGGCUCGCCCGUUCAGGGGCUCCAGGCUGCACGGGAAGGGAAGCGGAUGCUCUCGUUUGUGUGACAGCAAGAGUUUCAUGUGCACUUGCGAUUUGCACAGCUAAAAUUGCAGCUUCGGAGCCCUGCUGCCCCAAAUAUUAGCAUUGGAGAUGAUCCUAGCAGAAUCUGCCCUCUCUGCCCCACCCCCGGACAUUCUGAGCUGCUACAAAUAAAUUCUGCAUUUGGUUGACAAUAGAGACAUACCAAGUGGGCAUCAGCAGCCUCUUCAAUCAGGUUAGUUUCCAUUGUCCACAGAGGACCGUGUUCAUGAGAGGGGAGAACAGCUGAGAUCAUUCAGCAGGUGUCAUUGGGGCUUGCCGGAUGGUACCUGGUCCUCAGAGACCCCCCUAAACUCUCUGCUGGUCCAGUAGCCCUAAGGGCUCCCCAGGUGGGGAGAGCUGAGGUGCCAGCCUUUCUGAGGGUUCAGGUACAUUAGCCUGUGUCUUUCCUUUGGCUUGUUGGGACUUAAGAAGAGCCGGUAAAAGGCCAGCCUGUAACGCUCUCUUCUCCAGGGACUACCCUACUCAUGGAAUGAGCAUUCCUAAGUUGGCCCAACAUCAGUAUGGGAGUUAUUUUUGAUGUGUGGAACACCAGAUCUUCCAAAUCAGGCUCAAUUUGAUGAAAAACUCUUAGGGUUAUCUGUGGAGCAUCGGUUUGGGAAGGGUUAUUGAAUUACCAUGCAAGAGAACAGCUGUGUCUCACAUUUUAUUAACGUUGCUGCCUCAUGGACCUGGGAAGAAUGAAAAAAAUAAAGAAAGCAAGUGGUAAGAUC
This is a messenger RNA of Galeopterus variegatus (Sunda flying lemur), 2697 nucleotides long. RefSeq names its product carboxypeptidase X (M14 family), member 2 (gene CPXM2). The record is from RefSeq and is a predicted model, not a curated record. The coding region runs from base 22 to 1605 and encodes 527 amino acids. NCBI's taxonomy places the organism in Eukaryota, Metazoa, Chordata, Mammalia, Dermoptera, Cynocephalidae. Gene Ontology annotation, biological process: proteolysis. The transcript is spliced from 10 exons. Gene Ontology annotation, molecular function: metallocarboxypeptidase activity; zinc ion binding.